Messenger RNA from Tetranychus urticae (two-spotted spider mite), 2113 nucleotides. The record is from RefSeq and is a predicted model, not a curated record. NCBI's taxonomy places the organism in Eukaryota, Metazoa, Arthropoda, Arachnida, Trombidiformes, Tetranychidae.
ACACCUUCACCAACACCAUUAAUCCGGAUAACAACUGCACCAACAACAUCAACACCAUCACCAUCAUUAAACACAUCAAAUGCAUUUAAUUUUGGUUCUCUUCGUGAUUCAUUAGUCUAUUCAGACGAGUUCACACGACACCAACCCAGAACCAGUAAUCAAUUUGAUUCAAACACUUCACAUGGCACUUCCUCUUUCCCAUCAACAUCAGCACCCUUACCAGCCCCAACCGCAGCUCCACGACCAACACAAGCAUUACCCAACUACCAGCCAGACGUUGUCCGAACCUCAAAUCAACCUUCAAGAACCAUUGCCGUUUCAGGUCAAUAUCUUGGUCCUCAACUGCCUCGACGAACAUACGCCCAACCAACUCAGACACCCUACCAGCCACCACGACCAACAACAACUCCUUCACCCAACACGGAAUCAGCCUUUGAAGCCAACUUUGACCUGUCCGAGCCUGAAAACGAUGAUGAAGGUCUAGCAAAUUUACGAUCAACCAACUAUUUCCCCGAUUUACAGCGAAUAAAGCCAGUUAAUAGAACAUCAACAUCGUACUCAGUUUCAGUUUCAUCAUCUUCAUCAGCAUCUUCCUCUCCAUCACUCUCAUCCAACUACAACGUGGGAAACUAUCCAAUAACCAGUUUACCGGCAGCAACAGUAACAAGAGCAGAAGUACCAACAACAACACCAUAUCCAAAUGAGUACAUACGAGUAGCAACUUCAUCCUCUUUACCAUCCUCAUUACCGGUAGUAACUGAACCACCUUACGGAACCAGUUUAAAUAGGGCUGCAGCUUCAUAUGACCUAAGGUCAUCCAACUAUCCAAGUGAACCAGCAAACAGAGUGUUGAACAUUCAAAGCUCAGGAUAUGGUAAUGUACGUGGAGGAGCAAAUCAAAUAGCUCGUACUCGAUACGCCAAUGGUAGACAAUCAUCACCAAGGUCAUCAUCGGCAGCCUUUCCACCACCAUCAUCGCCAUCAACAGCUAGUCCAGUUAUUUAUCCAAUCAAUUUUUACAAACAUGUAGACGAAUUGGUUACACCACAAUCAAAUCCAACAACAGUUAUAACCACAACAACAACGCCUUUACCUACAACUUUCACACCAGAAGUAGCGCCAUCUUUCAGUUCAUCCGAUUACAACAACAACAACAACAUCAAUGGCGACAACCCAGAAGACUCAAGUCGUCCAGUGGUUCACUCAAACGCCCGACAACCUUCCGUUCGAUCAAACUCUGUACGCUCAUAUCUUCAGGCCAACAAUUUCCGAUCCAAUGUACGACGAGUGGUGGCAGUAAGAAGAGGACCAAAUGGUGUACGAACCAACACAAUAUUACGAUCAACAGCCGGUUCACCCUUGGCACCAUCUUCAUCCUCUUCAUCCUCUUCAUCAUUCCCAGUAGCACCAAACCAAUCCCAACCCACAAGCUACCGCAUCGCUCGUAUUGUACCAUCACAACCCUCACCAAGCAGCACAGUUGCACCACCAACAACACAAAGUCAACCCUCAACACAAGACUUGCCAUCAAAUGAUCGAGUAAAGAGUAAUUCCAAUCUUCCCGCUGAUACAGACGGCGAUGGUGUUCCAGGUGAAGCAGGCAAAGACUACCCAACCCAUGUAACCAUACCUAAAACAUCAUUCUCAUGUGCCAAUGUACCCAAUAAUGGUUAUUACGCCGAUACCGAGGCUCAAUGUCAGGUUGUCCAUUUAUGCCAAUCUGGUGAAAAUCAAGAUAGCUUUUUAUGUCCAAACGGAACCAUUUUCAAUCAGCAAAAAUUUUCAUGCCAAUGGUGGUACCAAGUUGACUGUAACGCCGCUCCAACCUAUUACGAGCUCAACGACAACUUUCAAUCAGCUCGAAUCAACCCAUCUUCAUCAUCAUCUUCAACACGAACCCGAAGUGCCAACGGACUUGCACAGUAAACCAACAACAUUUUAAACAACAUCAAGUUGAUCAACACAUUUCAAUCUAAAAAAACAAAUUUAAAUGAAAAAAAUAAACAUUAAAAUUGUUAACAAUUAAAUGCCAUUUCAAGGCUCAUUUGAUUCUGAAAAAAAAUCUCAACCCUUUUCCUCUCUCAAUCAUCAAAGUUGAAAAUUAAUCAACAGC